Molecule: messenger RNA, 600 nt
Organism: Rotaria sordida
Lineage: Eukaryota; Metazoa; Rotifera; Eurotatoria; Philodinida; Philodinidae
Source: the annotation of a GenBank genome assembly
AUGGCAAGUAAUAGGAAUAGAAAUGUACGAAAAAGUAGAAAAUUAGUUAUUGUUGGAGAUGGUAUGUGUGGUAAAACAUGUCUUUUGCUUGCAUUUAAAGAUGAUCGAUUUAUUCCAACUCAUGAUGCUACUAUUUUCGAUACAUAUGUUGCUGAUAUUCAAGUCGAUGGAAAAACUAUUGAUUUAGCUCUCUUUGAUACAGCUGGUCAAGAAGAUUUUGAUCGUCUUCGUCCACUUUCAUAUCCUGACACGAGUGUUGUAUUAAUAUGUUUUAGUGCCGAUAGUCCUGUAUCAGCAACAAGUGUCAUUGAAAAAUGGAUUCCUGAAGUACGACAUUUUUGUGGACAAUGCCCGGUGAUAUUAGUAGCAUGUAAAAAAGAUUUAAGAAGAGAUCCUCAAACAAUUGCAAAAUUAAAACAAGAUGGUGAAAGACCAGUAACAACAGAUGUUGGUAGACAGAUAGCUAUGCAAAUCAAAGCUGAUGCUUAUAUGGAAUGUUCAGCUAAAACUCGUGAAGGUGUACAAGAAUUAUUUGUACAUGCUGCUCAUUUAUCACUUAAACGUCGACAUAAAAAACGUCGCGGGUGUAAUAUACAUUAA